Messenger RNA from Porites evermanni, 564 nucleotides. NCBI's taxonomy places the organism in Eukaryota, Metazoa, Cnidaria, Anthozoa, Scleractinia, Poritidae. The record is from the annotation of a GenBank genome assembly.
AUGCUGAACGAAAAAUGGAAUAUUUGCUAUUACGCAAAUUUAACAAAUUUUAUGUCAGCUUUCCUUGUAUGUGCGGUUUCUUUAUUUACACUCGCCGCAUUAAGCGUGGACAGACUUCUGGCUCUUGUGCUUGGAGUUAGAUACAGACAAGUUGUAACUUUGAGGAGAACAAAUUUAUUUGUAGCUGCUAUGUGGAUUUUGUCCAUAGUCUUUGCAUUAUGCUCAUUAAUCUACUUUUGGAAUCCUCAGAGUCAUGUUCCAUCACGGCUCUAUGGCACACUAAUCCUUGUAUGUCUUUCAAUCUCUUUUUUUUUCAUACACAAAAAUCUUUAUCACUUUAAUUUUCGCCAUAACCACAUAAGGCAACCGAGCCAAGCCGUUACCCUAAACACAGCUCGAUCCAGAAAGGCAGUGUACAGUACACUGUGGGUGCAGUUAGCAUUGGUUGCUUGCCGCUCUGCCGUUCUUUAUUACCGCCAUAGUAAUGGCAUCUCAAAGAGGAAGAAGAGCGUCUUCUUCGGUUUGGCUUCCUUCGCAAUUUGCGGUUACUUUGGUUUAUCUUAA